UGCGCAGUGCGGCGCCGAGGGCGGUGGCGCGCGCGCGUGCGUGCUGCGGUGAGCAGCCUUCGCUUCGCCGGACUUUAAAACAUACAUCAGAAUGGCUUCAAAAAGAGCCCUGGUCAUCCUGGCCAAAGGAGCAGAGGAAAUGGAGACGGUCAUCCCUGUAGAUGUCAUGAGACGGGCUGGGAUUAAGGUCACCAUUGCAGGUCUGUCUGGAAAAGACCCAGUACAAUGUAGCCGUGAUGUGGUCAUUUGUCCUGAUGCCAGUCUUGAAGAUGCUCGAAAGCAGGGACCAUAUGAUGUGGUGGUUCUACCAGGAGGAAAUCUGGGUGCACAGAACUUAUCUGAGUCUGCUGCCGUGAAGGAGAUCCUGAAGGAGCAGGAGAACAGGAAGGGCCUCAUAGCCGCCAUCUGUGCAGGUCCUACGGCUCUUUUGGCUCAUGAAAUAGGUUUUGGAAGCAAAGUUACAACGCACCCACUUGCAAAAGACAAAAUGAUGAAUGGGAGUCACUACAGCUACUCGGAGAGCCGCGUGGAGCGGGAUGGGCUGAUCCUCACCAGCCGCGGGCCCGGGACCAGCUUCGAGUUCGCCCUCGCCAUCGUGGAGGCGCUGAGCGGCAAGGAGGUGGCCGACCAGGUGAAGGCGCCCCUGGUUCUUAAGGACUGAGGCCUGCCCUCUGCUGCCCGCUGCAGAGGCCUGCCGUGCAACGCGACCCCGUGCCCAGCCUGCGCACUGUGUCCGUACAUCUCUGAGCCUUGCUUGCAGAAUAAACAGGGCGUCCGCUC
Molecule: messenger RNA, 780 nt
Organism: Sciurus carolinensis (gray squirrel)
Lineage: Eukaryota; Metazoa; Chordata; Mammalia; Rodentia; Sciuridae
Gene: Park7
Product: Parkinsonism associated deglycase
Exons: 7
Coding region: 92-661 (189 amino acids)
Biological process (GO): protein deglycation, glyoxal removal; guanine deglycation, glyoxal removal
Cellular component (GO): cytosol; nucleus
Molecular function (GO): protein deglycase activity
Source: RefSeq, a predicted model, not a curated record